Molecule: messenger RNA, 2708 nt
Organism: Glycine soja
Lineage: Eukaryota; Viridiplantae; Streptophyta; Magnoliopsida; Fabales; Fabaceae
Exons: 2
Coding region: 162-2216 (684 amino acids)
Source: RefSeq, a predicted model, not a curated record
UUUAAACGCAGCGAAACCAAGCAAAGUAACAAACAAACACACAUGACACAUCGUUAAGGUCGAAAUGAGUUGCUGUUUGAGAUCACUUGCUGCUGCUUCAUACUUCAGAUCCACCUUCUGAUUCCUCAGUUCAAUGUGAUGUAGAUCCUGCAGGCUUCACCAUGAGUAAAGCAUUUUCAUCAAAGAAAUAUUCCUCUUUGCCCCCAUCACCUACACCAUUCACAGCUGCACCAUCCCGUGCGAAAAAGAAGCCAUGUCCUAGAAGCCCUUUGCAGGAUCUCAACCGCAUUUCCAGCAGCAGCAACAGUAGUUAUGCUUCUUCUAGUGUUUCCACUGAAGCCCCAAAGGGUUGUCUCAGGUUCUUGUCUUCCUCUUCUUUUAGAACCCCUGUCCACAGACCCAAGAGUCUCACCAAAACUCCCAGCUCAGUUCCUCGUGCAGCUCCACCGAAACAGUCUAAAUCUAAUUCUUCCAUGGAGAACCUUCCAAAGGGUAAUGCUGGGUUGAGAACUAAGACACUUGCAUCGGAUAAGAAGCGGACGCAUAAGAAGAACCCGCUGUGCCUCUACCAAUGGCAGUCUGGGAAGAAAUCUGGUUCUAGGACUGGCCAAAAGUCUAAGCCUUGUUCUGCUUUGAAUGAACAUGGCAAGCUUUUACAUAGACUACCAUCUGCAUCAGAGGAGUUAAAGGAAAAGGAGGAUAUCUUGGGAGGGAGAAAUGAUAAUGCUGGUGAGCAUGCCCAUGUCAAUUUGGGUCAUGGUGCUGUAAACUCGACUCCUUUGAGUAAAAAGGUUACUGGGUCGUAUUUGGAGGAUGUUAGAGUUUUUAGGGAUGUGGAGGAGAAUCCAAACUCAAUGGAUAGUAGAACACCUCCAAUUCAUGACUCUCUUUCCCCGGAGAUACAAUGUGGGUCUUCUUUGGUUCCAAAAACAGCAACACCUGCUUGUUAUGGUGCUGGCUAUGUUGUUUCUGGUGUCGUUGACAAGAGGAAAUGUAGGCCUAGAGGGAUUCUCACUGUAGAGAAGAACUAUUCAUGCAGUGAUAAAAUAGCUGCUAAUAGUUUUGAUAAUGAUGAGAAGAAGAAAGUAAUUGAUACUAAUGACCAUGCUAGUCCUUCCUUGUUACCUUUGCCAACUGAAGCUGUAGUGCAUUGGCUUUCUUCUCCAUUUAACAAGGGAAAGAAAAUUCCGAGUAAGGAGUUUGGAAAUGGACUAAAUCAAAGUCAGGGACUAGCAGAAUCCACAACUCUUGCUUCCAGUACUUCACCAUCAUCCAGUUCUAAAACUUUUUGGAAUGUAAGUGAUAACGGUGAUUUGUCUGGUGGUGCUAAUGGUAUCAUGAGAAAAAUCAGUUCUUCAAUUUCUCCAAAUGGACUUGCUGAAUUUCAAGUACCUUCUAAUUACAUAUUAUCGCCUUCUUAUUCAUCCUUAUUGUUUUCUCCCAAUCCCACACCUAUUUGUAGGGCAGGCAGCUCAGGAAAAGGAAAAACUGAUAGAUAUAAUCUCAUUGAUGAGAAUUCUCCAUUUUCCCUGAAUUCAUUUGGUAGUGGAAAUGUUAUUCAAACUCCACAGUCAGAUUCUAGUUCAGAUUUACAUGUUGGAUUGUCAUUGGUGCAUGCAGACAAACGAAAGGAAGAUAUUUCUAACCCUGGCCUUAACUCAUCCAGCAAAAUACUUCUAUCAGAAAGCUUACUUCUCAAUAUUUCUAUGCCCCUGGAGGAUUCUGUUAAUUCAAGUUUCCAAUUUGAUUUUUUAACUAUGCCUUGUGAAUCUAUUGAUCUCAGUAAACGUCCAAAUUUUUUGGAGGGUCAAGAUCCUUGGUUAUCUAGUUCUACAACAGAGAAUGCUUCACAAUCCCAAAUGAGGAUAUCAUGGAGGGAAGGGUUAAUGAGCCAAUUGUAUGAGCUGGAUGAGUUUGACUGCUGUAGAUGCUUGUCAGAUGAAAGAGAAAUUGCCAAUGAAUCUGGUACCAAUAGAUUUUCAGGUCCUCAAGUCAAUAUUGAAAUAAAUGAUGGUAAAAAAUUGAACAGUGAUGUUGGAAUCACUGAAACUGAGGAUACUGAACAGGAAAUUGAUGGCCUUAGCAAAGAAAAAAUUCCAGCUUUAAUAUCAUGUUCAGGUGCUGAGUCCAUAAGCACUGAUGGUGGUAGUCUAGUUGCUCCAGGGGAUGACUCACACUGGACUUUAUGCCACGUGAACAAACCAUUCGAAGUGUGAGUCAACCCCUUCAUUGUUUGAUCCAUUUAUUUAUAAAAUAAAACAACUUGUCAUGUAACACCCCUUCAUUGUUUGAUCCAUUUAUUUAUAAAAUAAAACUUGUUGUCAUAUAACACCCCCUCCCCCGAAAGAAAAUUGUCAGAGGGGCUGAUCUAGGUGGUUAUUCGAACAACUUCUCACCUUUCUCCAAGGCUAUGUAGAAAUACGCCUCACUCAUGAUGUACACUUUGUCUUGGGAAGAAUUUCAACUUGGUGGAGGCAAAUUUUUCUCUACUUCCAAUUUAGGAGUAAUUAACUGCUCAAGUGGUUAAUCAAAUCAAUAGUGGCUACUAGGUAACCAUUCUUUGAACAUGUCAUUAACUGAUUGAGUAAUUAAUAGUUCCUAAACUAGAAAAAUUUUAACGACAUUUUUGUUGUUGUAAUGUACCCUAGUCUUUUUCCUUCCCACUUUUUUUCAUUCUUGUUUUUAAUGAAAUUUGUCUUUCACUCCUA